This is a messenger RNA of Cuscuta campestris, 823 nucleotides long. NCBI's taxonomy places the organism in Eukaryota, Viridiplantae, Streptophyta, Magnoliopsida, Solanales, Convolvulaceae. The record is from the annotation of a GenBank genome assembly.
CGAUCAGUGUCCGAAAUAUUUACUACACCGUGUACAUUCAGUUUUUAAUGUUGUACUAAAUUUGUUUAAUUCUUUCAGGCUUCAAACAUGUAUGGAAGAGUACAUAUUUAAUAUUUUCCACCCAAAGGCCACUACUCGUCCAAUGGCAUCUACAAAAAAGUACUCAUAAGGGUAUAACUGGCGUUUUGAGGUUACAAAGAAUUCAAUGUAUACUGGCGUGGCGCUACGGGAUGCAGCACCGUUGAAGCAGACAUGACGUUUUGAAUAUUCACAGGGGAAAGGGCAAAUUAGUUGCUCUUUGGGAGGGAGGUGAAGAAACUUGUGCAUCAGGGAGGGAUUGGAGUUUCUCGAGAGAGUGGUUGCCCUCUCUCUCUGCAACCCCAUGAUUUCUACCUUUCCCCCCUGCAUCCACCAACAACAACUCUCUCCCAACGCUCUCUUUUUCUGUCUUUUCCCCCUUUUUUUGUUUGAAAGAACGAGAUCUGCAAUCCUCGCUGCUUCUGCUGCUAUACUAUACUCUCUCUCUAUUGAUCUCUGUGUUGUUAUGCAUCUCACAUCUGUGUUUGCAUACACACAUACAUAAUCUGGUAUGCGACGGUUGUGCGCCGUUGCGGGCGGCGGCAGUCGAUAACUGAGCGGCGAUACGGUUUUAAGGGGUGCGAUGAUUACAAAUUUGUCCUCCUGAACUGAUUAGAUCUGGAUGGGAUUCGACCCGACCCGUAUCUUGGCCUGGCAGCGCGCGGAUGGCGCUUUCCGUGCAACUGUUGCGUUGCAGCCAUGGCGGUGUCCCGGGUUUAUCUCUGCCUGAUGCUUUACAGAUCUG